Paramisgurnus dabryanus is the source of this 646-nucleotide messenger RNA. Its product is annotated as histone H2B-like. Gene Ontology annotation, molecular function: structural constituent of chromatin; DNA binding; protein heterodimerization activity. Gene Ontology annotation, cellular component: nucleosome. Lineage: Eukaryota; Metazoa; Chordata; Actinopteri; Cypriniformes; Cobitidae. The record is from RefSeq and is a predicted model, not a curated record.
UCUGCAUUCAUUGGCUCUCCUUCUGACCCGUCAAACUCUGAGCUGACCAAUAGAAACAUUUGAGAGGUUGGGCCAACAAUUCAACAGCCAAUCAGAGCACGGGCCCUGUUUGUUAAACAUUUACAUAGAGCUGGGGAUAAAUAACCCUGCACGCUAUCUCAAGAUUAUUCAGUUUCAUUUGAGAUUUGAAGCAUCAUCAUGCCUGAGCCAGCAAAGCCCGCGCCCAAGAAGGGCUCAAAGAAAGCCGUCACCAAGAGCGCCGCCAAGAGUGGAAAGAAGCGCAGGAGGUCCAGGAAGGAGAGCUACGCCAUCUACGUGUACAAAGUCCUGAAGCAGGUUCAUCCCGACACCGGCAUUUCUUCAAAGGCGAUGGGCAUCAUGAACUCUUUCGUCAACGACAUCUUUGAGCGCAUCGCCGGUGAGUCUUCUCGUCUCGCUCACUACAACAAGCGCUCCACCAUCACCUCGAGAGAGAUCCAGACCGCCGUGCGUCUCCUGCUGCCCGGUGAACUCGCCAAACACGCCGUGUCUGAGGGAACAAAGGCCGUCACCAAAUACACGAGCUCCAAGUAAAGCUGAAAGUACCCAAUCUGAACCCAAAGGCUCUUUUAAGAGCCACCCACUGUUUCUAGAAAAGAGCUUCCGA